Messenger RNA from Oldenlandia corymbosa var. corymbosa, 750 nucleotides. The record is from the annotation of a GenBank genome assembly. NCBI's taxonomy places the organism in Eukaryota, Viridiplantae, Streptophyta, Magnoliopsida, Gentianales, Rubiaceae.
AUGCUUCAAAUUCAAUGUCUUCUUGAGGAGCUUAAAUAUCUCGAACAAAUUGUAAGAGCUAAGCUAACUAGGAACUCACCAGACGAGGAAACUGCUUUUGAAAUAGUUGAAGUAGUGUGUAGGAGAAUAGCACUUUUCUCUAGCUCAUUCCAUGCUGACAGCAAGAACUUUGAGAAAAUGAUUGGCUCAAUGCCUCAGUUGCUGGAUAAGGUAGAAGUUAUCAAGAAAAACCUAGGAGGAAUAACUUUUCCUAAGUUCGUCUUUCCCAAGACUGAUCCUCAGGGAUUCAUUGAUUUGUUAGUAAAUAAUAUAAGGAAGCUUCUGGAACAUGAUCCCGAGUUAAUUGCACCAUCACAUGAUAUUAAGGAGAUUUUACUUCAUUUGGAGUCUUUGGAAUAUUUCUUCAGGGAAGUAAAAACUUCAAAUUUUGAGAUGGUUGAAUUGGAGGAUCUUGGUAAUCACAUCAUCGACAUAGCAUAUAAGCUGGAAUUUGUUGUCGACUCAAUUCAAUUUGAUAGCCGUUUUCAGCAUUCAAUGUGGUUAUAUGAUCUGUUGGUAGAUGUGAGGUUCGUGAAUCAACAAGUCUCUAAACUCCGUGAGAUAUCUUCUUCAAGCAAAAUUAAACAUCCCCUAGUGAUUUCAUCACAGGUGAUACCAAGAGAUGCCACACCAGAUAUCAAUGGUCUUCUCAUUGGUUUUGAUGAUGAAGAAAAAGCAAUAGUCGAGCUCCUCACCAGAGGAACCUUGUAG